Messenger RNA from Jaculus jaculus (lesser Egyptian jerboa), 1922 nucleotides. RefSeq names its product glycerophosphodiester phosphodiesterase domain containing 1 (gene Gdpd1). Bases 111 to 1055 code for a protein of 314 amino acids. The transcript has 10 exons. Gene Ontology annotation, cellular component: endoplasmic reticulum membrane. Lineage: Eukaryota; Metazoa; Chordata; Mammalia; Rodentia; Dipodidae. The record is from RefSeq and is a predicted model, not a curated record. Gene Ontology annotation, molecular function: phosphatidylcholine lysophospholipase A1 activity; phosphoric diester hydrolase activity. Gene Ontology annotation, biological process: glycerophospholipid catabolic process; N-acylethanolamine metabolic process.
CCGUUUUUUUUUUUUUCCUCCUUUUUUUUUUUUUUUUGGUCAGCGCCGCAGCGGGGUUUCCGAGGCCCAGCAGGUGGGGAAGGCUUCUUCCCCCCCCACGGUGACCGAGCAUGUCGUCCACCGCGGCGUUUUGUCUUCUCUCCACCCUGGGAGGGUAUUUGGUGACCUCGUUCUUGCUGCUUAAAUACCCGACCUUGUUACACCAGAGGAAGAAGCAGCGAUUCCUCUGCAAACACAUCUCUCACCGCGGAGGUGCUGGAGAAAACUUGGAGAAUACAAUGGCAGCCUUUAAGCAUGCAGUAACAAUUGGAACUGACAUGCUAGAACUGGAUUGCCAUAUCACAAAAGAUGAACAAGUUGUAGUGUCACAUGAUGAAAAUCUAAAGAGGUCAACUGGGGUCAAUGUAAACAUCUCUGAAGUCAAGUAUUGUGAGCUUCCACCUUACCUUGGCAAACUGGACGUCCCAUUUCAAAAAGCAUGCCAGUGUGAAGGAAAAGAUAACCGAAUUCCAUUACUGAAGGAGGUUUUUGAGGCCUUUCCAAACAUCCCCAUUAACAUCGAUAUCAAAGUCAACAACAAUGUGCUGAUUCAGAAGGUUUCAGAAUUGGUGAAACAGUAUAAACGAGAACACCUAACAGUGUGGGGUAAUGCCAGUUAUGAAAUUGUAGAAAAGUGCUACAAAGAGAAUUCAGCUAUUCCUAUACUCUUCAGUCUACAGCGUGUUCUGCUCAUACUUGGCCUUUUCUUCACUGGCCUGUUGCCCUUCGUUCCCAUUCGAGAACAAUUUUUUGAAAUUCCAAUGCCUUCUAUCAUAUUGAAGCUAAAAGAACCACAUACCAUAUCCAAAGGCCAAAAGUUUCUCAUCUGGCUUUCUGAUAUCUUACUAAUGAGGAAAGCUUUAUUUGACCACCUCACUGCCCGAGGUAUUCAAGUGUAUAUUUGGGUUUUAAAUGAAGAACAAGAGUACAAGAGAGCUUUCGAUUUGGGAGCAACUGGAGUGAUGACAGACUAUCCCACAAAGCUUAAGGAUUUUUUACACAACUUUUCAGCAUAACGAAGCUACUCAAAAGUACUCCAAGGAAACAUGAAAAAAAUAUUUUAUCACUGUUUCCCCAAGAUAUUUCCAGAAUGGCAAAAGGUUUAAUCAGUUAAGUUUUUAUUACCUCAUUUUCAAGCCUCAAUGAGAAUGUAGAGACUGUUCUGUAUUGUACAUUUAUUUUCAACAAUAUUGCAUAUUUUACACUUGUAAAUUGUAAAAGAUAACUAGCUAUGAGAUAUAAAUAGGUUAUUGAGCAACAUGUCUGUACAUGAUGCAGUAUUGUACUACUGUAGUUCUGAAAUCAAAGACAAGAGGCUAAGUUGGCAUUGGAAUAAGAUCACCCAACUUAGUAAGAGAAAAUCAUUGAACCAGGUAGAGUGGUACAAACUUGUAAUCCCAGCACUCAGGAAGCUAAGACAGGAGGAUCACAAAUUUGAGGCCCUCCUGGGUUAUAUAGUGAGACCAUGUCUUAAAGAAUUUAAAAAAAGAAAAAAGAAUUACUGAAGGCCAUGACAGCUAUUUGGGGUUGUCUUGUUAUUUCUAGGUGAUUUUAGUUUCAAGGGGAAAAGGCAGUAGGAGAAGAGUUUGAAAAUCAUUGAAGUAAUAUGGCAAGUUAGACACUUAACAGAAGGAAGAUCAUAAAUGACAAUGUUUAUUACAUGUUCAGAAAUAAAGUCUGAAGGCUAAAUUAUAUUUCAAUUGCUAUUAUUGAUAAUGGGGACAUUGUAUUUGGAAUCCUUUUCAGCUGUGCAUAAAUGCUACUAUAUUUAUUUAUUUAUUUUUUGAGGUAGUGUCUCACUCUAGCCCAGGCUGACCUGGAAUUCACCAUGGAGUCUCAGGGUGACCUCGAAAUCCAGUGAUCCUCCUACCUCUACCUCCCGA